AAGGCCCGUGCGUCACAGCUGCAUUUGGACACGCCCCUUCCAAACGCUUGUUGAAUAGGAAUGACAAGGAAACAUGACAACCGCUAAAGAUGAAUCUGAUACACCGUUAUAAUCGCUCGUAUGCUCGCUCUUUCGCGUUAUUAUGCCAUCCGAGCACCACUCCAUUGUGGCCCUCGCUGUAAGUCUGAACGGAGCCACGGGGAAAGCCGCUUGGGACCGGGCCAAAAAAUACAACUGAAAGAAGAAACCCAGCCCUGCUUCGGUUACGCGCCGAGAGAGGGAGCACGCCGAUAGUGACAGUCAGUAGUCAGGGCCACUUCACAACUCAUCUGCGUGCCUGUGAUCGCCACUUUAACCGUUUUGGUGUGCACCCUCAAAGGAUGUAGACCUCGGCCUGCCAUCUCUUCGUCUUGGCAUGUUCGUUUCAAUGGGACUUCUCACAACGCUUUUUCUAAUCAGGCAAUGCCUUCCCAACGUGUUUCGCGGCGCAAACUACAAAAACCACGCUCGUGUCUCAGCGAUUCUUCCAAUUGCUCAUGUAUACAUACGCUGGUAGUUUAAAAUGCAUAGGUCUUGAUUAAAACCCAUUUUGUACGGACGGAAAAUAGCAAUUUUAGCUGGGAGGAGCAAGGAGCUCCAUCUACUCUUCGGCUUCCACGGCAAUAUCAUAGUGAUUUUUAAUGGAGCUGGAGAAUAUCGUUGCAAACACGGUACUACUAAAGGCAAGAGAAGGUGGAGGAGGAAAACGCAAAGGAAGGAGUAAAAAAUGGAGGGAGAUUCUUCGCUUUCCUCAUAUCAGUCAGUGUGAAGAUUUGAGCAAAAUCAUAGAGCGGGAUUACGUUAGCCUGUGUGAUAAGCAGCCCAUCGGUAGACUUCUGUUUCGCCUCUACUGUGAGACCAGACCAGAACUGCAGCGAUGCAUCCAGCUUCUGGACGCCAUGGAGGACUACGAGGUGACACCAGACGAGAAGAGGAAGAGCCGAGGAGAUGAGAUCAUCAAGAAGUUUCUCACCAAGCAGUCCCCCGAGUGUGUGGAUGUAGCCGAAGGUCUUGCUGAGAGCUGCAGAGAAAAUCUAGAACUGAGCCCCUGCAAGGAGAUCUUUAGUGACUGUCGCAAAGUUCUUCAUGACUACUUGAGUAGUGCUCCUUUCUCUGACUAUCAGAACAGUAUGUACUUCGACCGUUUCCUUCAAUGGAAGAUGCUCGAAAGACAGCCCAUCACAAAAGACACAUUUCGGCAGUAUAGAGUUCUGGGGAAAGGAGGCUUUGGGGAGGUGUGUGCGUGCCAGGUGAGAGCCACAGGUAAAAUGUAUGCCUGUAAAAAGCUGGAGAAGAAAAGGAUAAAGAAGAGGAAGGGGGAGGCCAUGGCCCUCAAUGAGAAACAGAUUCUCGAGAAGGUCAACAGUAGGUUUGUGGUGAGUUUAGCGUACGCAUACGAGACCAAAGACGCCCUGUGUCUGGUGCUGACCAUUAUGAACGGCGGCGAUUUGAAGUUUCACAUCUAUAACAUGGGAACCCCGGGUUUCGAGAAGGAGCGUGUGCAGUUUUACGGUGCUGAAAUCUGCUGCGGUCUGGAACACCUGCACAGAGAGUCUAUCGUAUACAGGGAUUUAAAACCAGAGAAUAUACUUUUAGAUGACAAUGGUCACAUCCGGAUCUCAGACCUGGGCCUGGCCAUUAAAGUGCCUGAUGGAGAACAGAUCCGUGGCCGAGUGGGGACAGUUGGAUAUAUGGCUCCAGAAGUGAUCAAUAAUGAGCGGUAUAGCAUGAGUCCCGACUGGUGGGGAUUGGGUUGUCUCAUCUACGAAAUGACCGCCGGCCGAUCGCCUUUCCGUGCUCGUAAAGAACGAGUGAAGAGGGAAGAAGUGGAGAAGAGGGUGCAAGAGGAGGAAGAGGAGUACAGCGACAAGUUUUCAGAAGACACCAAAGCCAUCUGCAGGAUGCUGUUAGCCAAAGAUCCCAAGCAGAGGCUCGGCUGCCAGGCGGAGGGAGGUGCCGGAGUCAAAGUCCACCCCUUCUUCAAGAACAUCAACUUUAAGAGACUAGAGGCCGGCAUUCUGGAACCUUCCUUUGUGCCUGAUCCCAGGGCAGUCUACUGUAAAGACGUUCUGGACAUUGAGCAGUUUUCCACCGUUAAAGGUGUCAAUCUGGACCAAACGGACAAUGAUUUCUACUCCAAGUUUGCCACUGGCAGCGUCUCCAUCCCUUGGCAAAAUGAGAUGAUCGAGACUGAGUGCUUUAGUGACCUUAACGUAUUCGGGCCCCAGGGCACGCGGCCCCCUGACCUGGACUGGAACCAGCCUCCCGAGCCUCCUCGGCGUAGCCUGCUGGACAGGAUCUUUAGGAGACAUCAUCCAGAGGUGACUAUCGCUCACAGCCGGGUCUCGUCUUCCAGCGUCAACUCUGUCGACUCCAUGUCAAACUCUGCCCCCUAGUGGACAGACGGCUGCGGGACUACAAGGAACAGAAGAUAAGAGUGAGCGAUAAAGAGGACGCAAGAAAAUGAACUUCUCCUGCCCUUUGGAGGCCGAUCUUCAGAGGUUGUUUUCCUAACCCGAACCCUUGCAAACCAUCUACGGCCUGCCGAGAGGAGAGGAGACGAAACAAACUCUCUUUCAGAGACGAAUAGACCUUUAUUUAUCCGUUUUGUGACCGAAAGGAGAACUUUUAUUCCUUCUACUCACGCUCCCUCAGGAUUGCUGGACCAGUAAAGAGCCACUGACAAUGACAGAAUAUUAACUUGUAUUAUUCAGGGGAUUUUAUCAACAAAGCAAGGCCUCCACAGGGAAUGGGAAGGGGGCUUUUUAAAUUUUGUUUUGUGAAGGAAAGAUAAUCUAGUCAACUGUAGAGACUACGUACACACUCGCCAACACAGACAGUCUCUCUUCAUCUCCCUCUGGUAACUCCUGCCCCUUUUUCUUCAUCUGCACAUCUGACCUCAGUCAGUCUGAAAUGUACGUUGCCUUGCAUACUCUCAGGCCAAAGAUUGAGCUUGCCACAGUUGUAUUCGAGUAACUGUUGCCAUAUUUUCAAUGACACAAGGCCUAAAAGCACAAGGAGAAUCUGAGAUGUUUAAGCUUUUACAUCAUUUACCCCAUUACUGUAAUAUUUGCAAAACUAUUUAUUUGGCAGCUCCAGCCUUCAAACCACAGUUGGACCUCGCACAAUUAAAUAAUUUUUUCUAAAUCAUUCUGAUCUUAGGCACAGUUAAACGUAAGCUAAAAGUAUAUUGUGUACCUCUACAUGGUCACUUCCUUUGUACUUAUAAGGGCAUUGGUAGUGAUUAUGGGUGUGUCUUUGGUAGAUCAGACUGUCUACCAGCAGAUUCAACAAAUGCUUCUCAUCUCCUUACUUAAAGGAUUAGUCAAUUUUCUUAAAAAAAAAAAUCCAGAUAAUUUAC
This is a messenger RNA of Misgurnus anguillicaudatus (oriental weatherfish), 3400 nucleotides long. RefSeq names its product G protein-coupled receptor kinase 5 like (gene grk5l). Gene Ontology annotation, biological process: regulation of signal transduction; signal transduction; protein phosphorylation. The record is from RefSeq and is a predicted model, not a curated record. Lineage: Eukaryota; Metazoa; Chordata; Actinopteri; Cypriniformes; Cobitidae. Gene Ontology annotation, cellular component: cytoplasm. Gene Ontology annotation, molecular function: G protein-coupled receptor kinase activity; ATP binding.